AUGCAAUAUGUUAUUGGAAAAAUUGCAUGGUUUAUGCAAAAAACUCUAAAUACAACUGCAGCUGAAUCUAUGAAUGCAGCUGCAAAUAUAUUUGUUGGAAUGAGUGAAGCACCAUUAAUGAUUAUGCCAUUAGUACCUAAAAUGACAACAUCGGAACUUCAUUCUGUAUUAGUUGGUGGUUUCGCAACAAUGGCAGGAUCUGUUCUUGCAACAUUCAUAUUCUUUGGUGUUCCAGCAAAUCAUUUAAUUGCUGCGAGUGUCAUGGCUGCACCUGGAGCACUUGGUUUUUCAAAACUUUUAUUACCUGAAACACAUCAAUCAAAAACAACUUGGGAAGCUAUGAAAAAUACUCCAUUACCAGAACAAUAUAAUGUUAUUGAUGCAUUAUUAACUGGUGCAGGUCGUACAUUAAAAAUUUGUGGUUAUUUAAUUGCUAAUUUAAUAGCAUUUAUAAGUGUUCUUCAUUUUGCGGAUACUACUAUCUCAUGGAUUUUUAAUCUUAUUCAUUGUCUUUUAGCAUCAAAACUUAUUGGAAUUAAAGUUAGCUUAAAUGAAUUUAUUGCCUAUCAAGAACUUGGUAAAAUUCGUCAAUUACGUAAUGAACUUAUAUUAAAUCAUACAUUUCCAUUAUAUUUAAAUGGAACAUUAAUAUUACCUGAAGAUAUUCCAAUGUUAUGGAAUGAUAGUUCAAUAGUUAUUUUAACUUAUGCUUUAUGUGGUUUUGCUAAUUUUGGCUCGAUGGGUAUUGCAUUAACAACACUAGGAGUUUUUGCUCCAACAAGAAAACGAGCUAUAACUAAAAUUGCACCACGUGCUUUAAUUGCUGGUAAUAUGGUUUCAUUAAUGACUGCAUCAAUUGCUGGUUUAUUGUAUGAUGCUCGGCAUGCAACAGUACCUAUAUUAAAUUUAAAUUCUACAGUUGUAUAA
This is a messenger RNA of Adineta steineri, 927 nucleotides long. The record is from the annotation of a GenBank genome assembly. Lineage: Eukaryota; Metazoa; Rotifera; Eurotatoria; Adinetida; Adinetidae.